AGUGAGGGCAAGUGAUUAGCUGCCAUUUCCUUGAGAGAGGGAGUGGAUCUGCUCAUAAGGACACUCUGGUGUUUCAUGUUUCACCACCCAGCCAGUAUAUUAGCUUUGAACUCAUCUAGAUCUCACUUAGUCUGGCACAGCAGAAACGGAGAGGAGGAGGAGAAACCGUUCUUUGCCAUGAGUCGUUACAGUUUCUCCAACCUUCUGGACUGGAUGUAUGGUGGAGUGGACCCGAGCUUUGAAGGUAAUGGGGGUCCUGAAUGUGCCGCCUUCCUCCCAUGGCAACAGCGUCUGGUGGAGAGCCUAAUUUUUCUCAGUGUGGGAGUUCUGGAGAUUGUGGUCUCACUGCAAAGGAUUAAACGAUCCCACUCCAGGGAGUUGGGAAAUCUGCUGGCUCAGUCUCGGAACAAAGAGGAAAGCUUGGGGAAAAACCUCUUGCUGGUGUCCCUCUGCCUCACUUUUGGAUUGGAAUUGGGGUUCAAGUUUGCUUCCAAGACUGUCAUCUACUUGAUGAAUCCCUGUCACGUGGUCACUAUGUUGCAGAUUUUCCUGCUUGCGUGUCCUCCCUGCCACCUUGCAAUGGUUGUCUUCAGAUUAAUGAUGAUCUUCAUUAAUAAGAUUGUUAUGGCUUUAUGCUUCCCUUUUUUUCUCCCUCAGCUACCUUUUGAAUUGGAGGUUUAUUACAUCCAGCAUGUCAUGCUGUACGUUGUUCCCGUCUACCUGCUACGGAAAAGAGGUAUCUACACCCCUGAACCACCUAGCGAUUUCUGGUGGGCUCUGCUGUCCACUGGACUGAUGUUCGUCUAUCACUUCAGCAUCUUACAAAUUCUGGGACUGGUCACACAAGUGAACUUGAACAACAUGCUGUGCCCUGCCAUCUCCGAUCCUUUCUACGGCCCCUGGUAUAGAAUCUGGGCAUCCGGCCACCAGACAAUCAUGACGAUGGUUCAUGGGAAACUCAUAACCACGGUCUUCUACGGUGCUGUUCCUGUCCUCAAAUUCUGCAUGGAUUUGCUUCGACUCCCAGCUAAGAAAAUGUCUUGACUCUUCUCCAGAGAGGAAAGUGCUUGCAGGCGGCAGAAAAGAACGGGGGUUUUGGUUUCUGUGCUGGAGAAGAAAGGGACGGGCCAGGGGCCACACAUUAGCGGUCCCUCCCGUUAAGAAGGGAGGCGUUCUUCCCGUCACCCUGACUGCUGUCUUCACUGCCCAUUGCCAAUGGCGAAACUUGUGGCCUUACCCAAGGAGAGGGUGAUAUUUAUUUGGUGUACAAUUUGUAAUCUUGACAAUAGAAUCUUGGACCUUUUUUUUAGCCUGAAGGAUUUCAGGGUUUCCUCACCUCUUGCGACCCAGUAAAGGGCCUCCUUUGAUACGAUUACUUUUACCAGCUAUCCUGUGUGUGUGUGUGUAUUUAAAUUUGCCAAUUUAAAGUAUAGGAAGUCAAACAGAUAGGAAGGUCACUCUGUCCCACCUUGUGGGCACUCACCACUUGCAGAGGGCAGGUGUUGCCUUCCCCCCAGGGCUUCCUUUUGCCCACAGCCGUUUCUGCAGUUGUUUUGUUUCAGGGGGUGGGGGUGGGGGAGGCUCUGCUCUGCUCUGCUCCAAGCUGGUUGAAACAGUGGGGAACAAGAGGGGGAAGGUCCUCUCUGGAAAUGGCCUCCCUCGGCUGCUGUGGAUUCUGCUCCACUUUGCUCAACUCCCACCAUAUCCGGUAGUCCAGGGAC
Molecule: messenger RNA, 1721 nt
Organism: Gekko japonicus
Lineage: Eukaryota; Metazoa; Chordata; Lepidosauria; Squamata; Gekkonidae
Gene: TMEM164
Product: transmembrane protein 164
Exons: 6
Coding region: 76-1044 (322 amino acids)
Source: RefSeq, a predicted model, not a curated record